This is a messenger RNA of Fimicolochytrium jonesii, 3387 nucleotides long. RefSeq lists its product as uncharacterized. The coding region runs from base 1 to 3387 and encodes 1128 amino acids. Gene Ontology annotation, cellular component: membrane. Lineage: Eukaryota; Fungi; Chytridiomycota; Chytridiomycetes; Spizellomycetales; Powellomycetaceae. The transcript has 11 exons. Gene Ontology annotation, molecular function: P-type sodium:potassium-exchanging transporter activity; ATP hydrolysis activity; ATP binding. The record is from RefSeq and is a predicted model, not a curated record. Gene Ontology annotation, biological process: sodium ion export across plasma membrane; potassium ion import across plasma membrane; proton transmembrane transport.
AUGAAAGAUCUCGUUGCCAAGCAUUCAACUCACGUCGAGCUGAAGAAUCCACAAAAGUCACAGGGGCUUCCACAGCAGGAGGCAACAAAGAGGCUGGCAAAGUACGGUCCAAAUCAGAUCACGCCGCCUAGGCGCACACCUGCAGUAUGGCGCUUCGUUCAAUGCUUGGGGAACUUGUUCAACGUUUUACUGGGUGCAGCGGGUAUAGGCUACUUGAUCACUUACGCCAUCAAACCCGUCGAUUACUUUGAGAAUGCUUACAUCGGGUGCAUCCUCAUCGGUGUUGCCUUCAUCAAUGCCGGAAUCGAGUUUUAUGAAUUGCAGAAAAUUGCGGCGAUUUUGGCAAGCUUUACAUCGCUCAUUACAGCUCAUGCUGAGGUAGUCCGUGAAGGGAAACUGGAAACAGUGCAGGCACGAUAUCUGGUUCCAGGCGAUCUGGCUUAUGUUCGUGCCGGGGGGAAAGUGCCUGCAGACCUCAUUAUUGUGCAUGCGUCUGAUUGCAAGCUUGACAUGUCAAGUCUGACCGGCGAGACAGAACCAGUGGGCCGGCAGGCGCUAGAACGCGGAAGUCCGGAAGGCGUCGAAGCCAUCGACGCCCCAAACGUGGCAUUCAAUGGCAGCGUAGUCGUCUCAGGGGAGGCAUAUGGGAUUGUGGUGAAGACGGGCGACUCGACCGUCCUUGGUCAGAUUGCCUCGUUAACGAAAGCGGAAAAGAAAAGACGGUCACCACUUUCGUCCGAAAUUCAUCGGUUUUGCCACACCAUAUCCGUCCUCGCGACGCUAACGGCUCUCAUCUUCUUCCUAUUCGCCGUUGCACGGACGCGUAACACCAACUACGCGCUGAAUUUCGGCAUCGGGAUUCUCGUCGCGUGGAUUCCACAAGGCCUUGCCGUAACCGUUACGAUGUUACUGACAAUUGCUGGACGACGAAUGGCAGACAGGAAUGUACUUGUCAAAGACUUGCAUGGGGUGGAGACUCUCGGAGCAAUUACGAUGCUGGCGACGGACAAAACAGGCACUAUCACGAAAAACGAGAUGACGGUUACGAAUGUAUUUACCAACAAUAUGAUGUGGUAUGCUGGUCCUGGAGGAGCAAAGGAAUGUCCAGUUGGGGAGCGACCGCUUCGAAUGGACGCAAGUGGUAUCUCUGUCAUUCUGCAUAUGGCAGCGACUUGCACAACAGCCAGGUUCGACCGGACGGAUGUCAAGCCAGAAGAAAGGCACAUUGCAAAUAGAGCAGUAUUGGGAGAUGCUACCGAGGCUGGCCUGCUGCGUUGGGCAGCAAGCAAGCUCAUCAACAUAGAUAAGCUUCCAAGCCUGUACCCCAAGGUUUUCGAGCUGCCCUUCACCUCCGACACAAAGUGCCAUCUCACCAUACACCGCAAGGGGCACAUGUCGGGAGGUCUGACCCUUCACAUGAAAGGUGCUCCCGAAGUUAUCUGGAGUCGGUGCACCACCAUAUGGGUGGAAGGGAAAGUGGUCCCCAUUACCGAAUUUGAGCGAAAGAAGUGGGCGGAUGGACAUGCGAAGAUGUGUGAGCGAGGCCAUCGAGUGCUUGCGUUUGCGAUGCUGCAGCUGAGCGGAGCGAAGUAUCCCGACAACUGGAAGUUCGAGCGUGAGAAGGAAAACUAUCCGACCUCGGAUCUGACAUUCGUCGGCCUCGUAUCUCUGGAAGACCCACCGAAGUCAGGGGUGCGCCAAGUCAUCGGUACGAUGCGAACAGCGGGGAUCAAAGUGCUGAUGGUGACUGGCGACCACCCCAUGACGGGAGAAGCCGUCGCUCGCAAAGUCAACAUCAUCACCAGCCCAGAGCCCAGUUACCUUGAUUCACCGCAAGACUUGCCGAUCGCUAGCCCUUCGAGGGGGAAAGAUGCUUCUUGUGUGGUGGUGUCCGGCUCCGUCAUCCCGCAUUUGACGGACAGUGAUUGGCUGCAUAUUCUGCUGCAUGAGGAGAUUGUGUUUGCACGCACGUCGCCGAUGCAAAAGCUGGAUUUGGUGACGCGUGCUCAAGCUCUAGGGCACAUCAUUGGCGUGACAGGUGAUGGCAUUAACGAUGCCGCAGCUUUGAAGAAGGCGGAUCUUGGCAUUGCAAUGAACAAGACUGGGAGUGAUGUGUCCAAAGAAGCGGCUGGAAUGAUUCUUCUGGACGAUGAUUUCGCGACGAUUGCAAAAGGCAUUAUUGAAGGGCGACUUAUCUUUUGGAAUCUGAAGAAAGCCAUCAAAUACUCUCUCAGUCACAUCAUGGCCGAAGUCGUUCCCUAUCUUCUCUACGUCCUCGUGCCAAUCCCACAAGCGCUGACCUCGAUCCAGAUCCUCGCGGUCGACCUUGGCUUUGAGCUCUUCAUGACCAUAUCCUUCGCAUUUGAUCCACCGGAAGACGCAGAGCUUCUCAUGAAACUGCCCCCUCGGCGGCCGGUAACACAGGAAAGCAUCAUCACAACGAUGCAUGCCCGCAGGAUGCAACGGGACGCUAGGAGACGCGCACUGGAUAAAACUAUUUCUGCGGAGGCUGGCGACGCGGGACCGGAAGAGGACGCCGAUGAAGGCGGUGUGCGGUCCUCCUCGCAGGAAGGCACGCCACUGGGCUUAGCUGGAUAUACAGAAUCCCACAUGUUGAUGAAUCGUCUGGUCGACGAGAACGCGGAGCUACUUAUGGAGGACAUCCAGGGCAGAGAAGGAGAUGGUGCGGCGUCCGACGCUGCAGCUCUGCGCAUUCGGUCCAAGUACGAGCGCCUGUGGUUUGAAGUCCGCGCCAUCCUCACGCAGCCGGGAUACUGGCGCGCGCAAUACCGGGCGUGGCGUGAUCUGACGCAAGGGUUCAUCGUGGGUGAACGCCUGGUAGAUGGCGAAGUCAUGUCCUGGGCGUACUUGGAGGCUGGGCUGAUAGAGUGCUGUGGAGCGAUUGCGACCUUCUUUGCGGUGCUUUGGUUCUCUUUUGGGAUUUCUGGACUUGAUGCUGUAAGGGCGCAGAAAGGGAAGAAGUACUUUCUCCCACAUAGCCCAGAUUUCGAGUUGUCCAGUGGUGCCAUCCUGGAGGGAGAUUCCCAGUUCCAAGCGCUCAAGCAAGCACAGAGCAGUUUUUACCUUUCAAUCCUUAUCAUUCAAAUCUGGAACUUGUUUGCAUGCAAGGCUCGGCUACGCUUGCCGUUCGGGAAGUUUAUGGUCGAGAACCCUAAAACAUGGUUCGCUAUAUUUGGCGGCACAGCUGUCGGCUUUUUCAUAGUCUAUAUGCCGUUCACAAAUGCUGUCUUCUUGACCUCCAUGAACCUGGACCCCAUCUACCUUCUGAUCCCGAUGAGCUUCGGAGGACUGCUUUUGGUCUACUCUAUAGUGCGAAAGCUUAUAAUGUGGAAAGGUACCGAGACGCUUCUGCGGAAAACCUCCUAA